Messenger RNA from Haliotis rubra (blacklip abalone), 1975 nucleotides. Its product is annotated as glyoxalase domain-containing protein 4-like. The coding region runs from base 170 to 1054 and encodes 294 amino acids. Lineage: Eukaryota; Metazoa; Mollusca; Gastropoda; Lepetellida; Haliotidae. The transcript has 10 exons. The record is from RefSeq and is a predicted model, not a curated record.
CCACGUGAGUGUCAUGUGACUGUAUAUGUAACGCAUCAAGAAAGUAAACACUAGUGACCGGUAUAUCUUAAGGAGAUACAGAGCCCGGUUAUUACUGCAAGUCACGACAUUGUUGUUAUCAGUAGCUGAGAUACACGGAUCAGGCAGGUUCACCCGAGAAACUUCUACAAUGUCGACCAGACGUGCUUUGCAUUUUGUCUUCAAAGUUGGCAACAGAACUGAAACAGCCAAGUUCUACAAAGAUGUUCUGGGAAUGAAAUUUUUACGGCACGAAGAAUUCGAGGAGGGAUGCAAGGCUUCCUGUAAUGGACCGUAUGACGGCAAGUGGAGCAAGUCCAUGGUUGGGUAUGGCCCAGAAGACAACCACUUUGUUGUGGAGCUCACCUAUAACUAUGGCGUCGGAUCGUACAAAGUGGGGAACGACUUCAGGGGUUUGACUGUGUCAUCAGCAGCCAUACUGGAUCGUGCUCGGAAGAACAACUAUCCGAUCUCUACUGAAGAUGGGCAGAUAUUCCUUCUGGCUCCAGAUGGCUACAAGUUCAACAUCAUCAGUGAAGAUGUGCAGGGGGACCCUGUAUCAAAAGUCACCUUGGCAUCUUCAGACCUGCAGAAAUCAGUAGAUUUCUGGUCAAAGUUGGCUGGGAUGAAGGUUUAUUCCCAGACAGAAACAACAGCUGUUCUUGGCUUUGGUGACAACCAGUGUAAGCUGGAACUGGUGGACAUUGGAGGCACUGUGGAUCAUGCCUCAGCCUUCGGGAGGGUGGCUUUCUCAUGUCCCAGAGAAGAGCUACCAGGUAUUGAGAAGCUGAUGAAGGACAAUAACCAGACAAUCUUGACACCACUCAUCAGUCUGGACACGCCAGGGAAGGCAACAGUAGAGGUGGUCAUCGUAGCUGACACAGAUGGCCAUGAGAUCUGUUUUGUGGGAGAUGAGGCCUUUACUGAACUGUCACAGGUUGACCCCAAAGCUGAUGAUCUUCUGACAGAGGCUGUUUCCAAGGACAAGAGCGAUGAAUGGUUUGCAAAGAAAGGAAAGAAGAAGGCAUCAGCUUAGAGAGUACAUACACUUUCUUUCAAAAGAAACAAACAAAAGACGUCACAUAUACUUGGUUUAGAGAGUAAAUACACUUUGCCUCCAUGGAAACACAAUGACUCUACAUGACAUCAGUUUAGAGAGUAAAUACAUUUUGCCUUCAUGGAAACACAAUGACUCUACAUGACAUGGGUUUAGAGAGUAAAUACAUUUUGCCUUCAUGGAAACAUAUUAACUCUACAUGACAUGGGUUUAGAUAGUAAAUAAGCUUUGCCUCCAUGGUAGUGCAUCAACUCUACAUGACAUGGGUUUAGAGAGUAAAUACACUUUGCCUCCAUGGUAAUGCAUUAACUCUACAUGACAUGGGUUUAGAUAGUAAAUACACUUUGCCUCCAUGGUAAUGCAUUAACUCUACAUGACAUGGGUUUAGAGAGUAAAUACACUCUGCCUCCAUUGACAACGGAUGCAAAGAAAUUGAUUAGCGCAUCCACAGAGACGCAGAAAAAGUCCAAAUACUUUUUGUUAUAAAUUCGAUCAAGUAUACAAUUAAGUUAUCACGGAGUCUGCUACUAGCCGGGCCAUGGUAUCAUUUGCAAUGUAAUUACUGUAACAAUGUGAUGAUCAUGCUACACAAUACAAUAACAGUAACUGUAUUACAAUAUUGCAACAUAGUAUUAAUAAUAAUACCAGGACCCAUGGAAAUUAAGAAUAUGAGUCCCAGGGACCCUCAAAUACAGGACUCCAGGUAAAUCUGUAUAAUAGCAUGUACACUAUUUAACCGUGCAUCACACAGUUGUGCACAGUCCUGUGUUAGAUCCACCAAAUAUUCCUUGGCUCCAGCUCCAGGAUCCAGCUCCAGGUCGUGGAACUGAUGUCAGUCAAACCUUGUUGAAAUGUUGCAACUGUUGCCUAAACAAACGGGAUAUAAACAAUCACUCUUCA